AAAGCGCGCGAUGAACUUUGCUUGAUUAUUUGCUGGCUUGGUGCUUUGUGCCCUCCGUUUCUUUCAUCGAUCCCAUAUGGGCCGGCACGGUUUCGCUCUUCAGUCCCGAUCAACAUUCUGUUGCUUGGACUCGGAACGGAACAAAUCAAUAUGGAAGACGUACCCACCGAUAUGUAUACACAUCAGAAAGCAGAAGAAAAGAGUCCGUCCGACGAAGUUCGAGACCAAAGCAGACAGACACGAUAGGAAAAGGAACGGAAAAAACGGGAUGCUUUUAAAUGGUGUAAAACUGAUCGUACAUUAAAACCUAUGAUUUGGCGGAAGCGGUAUAAUUAUAAACUUUAAUAAGCUCGGACCGAUUUGUAGGAGAUUUGAACAUUUUAAUCGCUUUGCGGAGGCACGCGCCUUAUCGGUUUUCCCAUGUGUGUUCUUCUGUCUGAGCCCGGGCACGGGAGCUUUUAGAGUGUGAUUAUUUUUUUGUGCUUUUCGCGAUUCCUGAUGUAGUGGGGGUUUCCUGUUUACGUGGGUGAUUCCGAACAGAUGUUGUUUAGUUAUGGCUUUCUAUGUGGGAUUUAAGCGUUUUAUGACUGCACCUUUCGAUGUGUUCUUUUUACGGCGUGUAGCAACUUAUUUGCUAAAAUGUGCUGCACCAUCAUCCGGAGAGUUGCUUCAUCAACAUUUGUAGACGGGGGAUUUUUUGUUUACAUCAGUUUGUUCUUUUUAUUAACAAGUUUUCAGAUAUUAGCUAGUUGGUUUCGGGGCUGACAGCUUUAAUUCUUAUCUCAAAUUUUUAAACGCUGUUUGAACGAAGUUUUAAUAAUUUAUAAUUAUUUAUUAAAUCGGACCAUUCUACUAUGUGAAUCGUGCUCUUCAACUUGUGGUACACUGACGAAGAACAUUUAAAUUACGUAGAAUAGUGUUAAUUGCUUGCUUUUAAUUACCGUCAAUGUGCUACAUACGCAACAGUAUUCGUCAAACACUCAAAGCAUCAAGUACCUGUGUCUUAACUCAUAAUUCCAUCUCGUGGACAUCAGUAUUAUCAUCAUGACAGUCCCUAACUUGGACAAGGCCCCGGAGUUCUACGAUGAUCACCUGGACGAAAUGGACCCGCAGCUCCAACAGCACGCCCUAACCCACCUCCGAGAAGAUUCUCAACUACGCCAGCAAAUGUUGUUCCAGCUUCGGGACUGGAUUGCGAAGCAUCCUCACAUCAGGAAAGUUCGAACCGACGCACUUUUCUUGCUGAAAUUCCUCCGAGCUAAGAAGUACAAUUUCAUCAACGCUUCCAAACUGUUAGAGUGCUACCUAGCAUCCAAAGUGCAGCACCGAGAUUGGUUCGGUCACUUGGACAUCGAGGAUCCUGAUAUCUGCGCACUAGUCGAUACGGGGUAUCUGUUCCCACUGCCGGAUCGGGAUAGCAAAGGCCGCACCCUGUGGUUCAGCACUACAUCGGAACUCGACCCCACUAGGUUCACUGGUCGACAUGCCUGUCGGCUGCACAUGAUGAUGGCUGAGCUGUGUUCGGAAUCGAACGAAUUUCUUUGCGGCGGAUUUAUUCUGGUGUGUGACCUUACGAAUAUCACAAUGGCCCAUCUGAACGUGGUAUCCAUCAGUGACGUACGUUUGCUUUCCAAAGUGGCAAACAAUUCGCUCCCCAUGCGAGCCCAGGAGGUUCAUUUCGUAAACGUUCCGAGUGCCGGUUUGAAGAUUGCCAACAUGGCCUUACAAUUGGCCACUGAGAAUCUCCGAAGUAGAACUUUUUUCCACAAAAAUUGGGAAGAGUUGUAUAAGCAUGUGAACAGGGAUCUUCUACCGAAGGAGUACGGUGGCAAGAUGACUAAAGCGGAAUUGAUUCAUUCCUUCAAGAAGCGCUGCAAGGAGAUGCGACCGUUACUGAUGGCCUACGAUGAAAUGGACAUGGAAAUAGUGGAAAAAUACGGCAGCAAUGACAAUGACAAUGAGCUGGAAUCUGGAGCGAUUGGUACCUUCCGGAAGUUGCAAGUAGAUUAGGUCACAAAAAAAUAUUCAAGAUAUUUUGGGAUUUUCAAUUGUUUUUUUUUCGACUUUUUUUCAACGACUUAGAAAAAAUAAGAGUCCUUGGAAAUGGUUAACCUUCCGGCAGUCGCGCGGUUGGCCACUACCGCCAGCACCAUGCUAAUGCGUAGUACAAAAAGCAAGAUUUUUUCAACGUGUACAAAAUACAACAGCGCGAUCGCUCGAAGGUUAAAAACCAAUCGAAUCCGUCGGAUAUAGUGGUAAACUAUUUUUCGCUGAUUUAAACAACAAAAUCUCAAGUAGUUGUGUCAAAUUCCGAAUUGCGUUUGGAACACCAGUUCCACCGAACAAUAUUCUGUGUCAAUCAAUGAUGAAUAUAGGAUAGCAAACCACUUGGGCAGCGGCCGGUAUUUUGGGCACUCUUCGCUAUAACUCAGUCAAUUUCAAACCAAUUGACUUGAAAUUUUGUACACGGUUAGAUACUAUACGUAUCUCCCCACGUUCAAAAAAUUGUGUCAAUUGGUUCAGAAUUGGCUGAGUUAUAGCAAAAAAGUGCUCAAAAUAGGACCCCUGCCGAGAUGGUUCCACUUCCCUAAAUAUUAUAUUGUAACAACAUUUAUGGGUCUACAAUCAGCUCAGUGAAUGAGGUUUUGAAUCGAAAAUCCGGAGACGGUGUGCUCAAUUCCCGUUCCGGUCGUGAGCAUUUUCUCGACCUCCCGGGUUCAAAUUCAUGAAAUGGCAGGUACAGCAAACCCUUCAAUCAAUAACUGUGGAAGUACAUACAUAAACACUUACUUUAAGAGAUGCAGACUAAGUUCCAGUAAAAAAGUAGAGUUAUAAAAAAAU
Molecule: messenger RNA, 2841 nt
Organism: Aedes albopictus (Asian tiger mosquito)
Lineage: Eukaryota; Metazoa; Arthropoda; Insecta; Diptera; Culicidae
Product: clavesin-2
Exons: 2
Coding region: 1045-2010 (321 amino acids)
Cellular component (GO): membrane
Molecular function (GO): phosphatidylinositol bisphosphate binding
Source: RefSeq, a predicted model, not a curated record